Messenger RNA from Anopheles bellator, 3821 nucleotides. It is a transcript of the gene Drak, whose product is annotated as death-associated protein kinase related. Gene Ontology annotation, biological process: protein phosphorylation; intracellular signal transduction; positive regulation of apoptotic process. Bases 161 to 1822 code for a protein of 553 amino acids. The record is from RefSeq and is a predicted model, not a curated record. Gene Ontology annotation, cellular component: nucleus. Gene Ontology annotation, molecular function: ATP binding; protein serine/threonine kinase activity. The transcript is spliced from 5 exons. Lineage: Eukaryota; Metazoa; Arthropoda; Insecta; Diptera; Culicidae.
GAGAGGGGCGCAGGAUUCCGCCACCGUUUCCAUCGAGAGAGUCUCCGUUAAGGACAUAUUGCUGGUGACCACCGCAGGCAGAGGCAGGCAACACGUGCCUCAGCCGUCGAAGGCUUCUGUGUCGAAAGCAGAUCAAGGAGCAGAACGAGAACCGAGCAGAAUGCAGCCGCAGCCACCGCCGUCGAUGAUACCGAUUGGCAAUGGAGUCCAGUUCUCGAUUCAUAGUGGGAUGCUAGCAAUCGAGGAGGAGGAGCGGGAGAAAAUUGUGUUGAACAGCCCCAUCAACGAAGAUUACCGCAUUAUCGAUCCGAAGACCGGCUUUGCAAAAGGAAGGUAUGGCGUCUUGAAGCGGUGUAUUAACAAGGAGACAGGUGUGAUGUACGCGGCGAAAGUUAUUAAGAAUAACAUGCGUGGUGGCUGUUUCAUGGAGAACAUCUAUCACGAGAUUGCUGUUUUAUUGCUGUUCACCUCCUCAGAGCGCAUCGUGCGCCUUCAUGCAGUGUACAAGUCUUCCUCCGUAACGUCACUCAUAUUUGAGUAUGCUGCAGCUGGUGACUUGCAGAAGCUGCUCGAAAAGCAGACCACGGGACGGUUUCCAGAAGAGAAGUGUAAAGUGUGCAUGCGCGAGAUACUUCGCGCCCUCCGUGAACUUCACUCGAUAGGCAUUGCUCACCUUGACCUCAAGCCGCAGAACAUUCUGGUGAUGGGUGACGAUAUUGAAGAUGGCAUAAAACUGUGCGAUUUUGGUCUCUCCCGAAUGGUGGGCAAUGGCGUUCGAGAUGUGUGUGACCUCGCCGGAACACCAGAUUACAUAUCACCGGAAGUGCUGGCAUUCUCGCCGCUGUCAAUUAGUACGGAUAUCUGGUCGCUGGGCGUGAUAGCGUAUGUUAUUUUGAGCGGUCACACACCAUUCGGUGCCGAUGCUCGACAAGAUACAUUCAUUAAUGUACUGAGGCGCCAUUUAACUUUCCCUGACAAUUUGUUCGAAAACAUAUCUAAAGAUGCGGUCGAUUUUAUCGACACUACCAUCGCUAAGGAUCAACGUAAGCGCAUGACGGUCGACCAGUGCCUUGAACACCGCUGGCUGGCCGAGGAGGAGAUACUGUUAUCUCACGAUUCGCUGCCUGACGAAUCCCCAGAGGCCCACGACUGCCAAUCCACAAGCCACGAGCUUCGCCCAGUUGCUAAUCCAGUGUUGCUGCAGGAACACAACCCUGUGGUUAUAUGGACUAACUGCUCACCUGCCGGCGAAGUAGCAAAUGAAGGAACCACACUCUCAGAUGACGCUAGUGCACCCUUCAAUGGAUUAUUACAGUUGUCCGAUGUAUGCUCACAGGAGUUAUACGCUACUGCUUCAUCCAACGAUGGACCCGAUCCAAUGAUUGCGUUGGACCCGAUAUGCCCCAGUACAUUGGCUAGCACGAAUCAGUCACCAAGCCACGAACUUCACUCAGAAAGCGAUGGAACGGCGUUGAAUGGUUCGAAUGCGGCUUCAGAAAGUGUCUACGUUGGGGCAAAUAUCGAAGUGAUUGGGUUGUCUCAUGAUUUGGGGGAUCUUGUGAUAGAAUGUUAUGUUACUACAGGGGCUACCAAUGGUCCAUGCCUUAUGGUAGGCAACGAGCAGGAAAUGAUAACUAUCGCUUCUUGCGAGGAUAUUAAGGAAAACUUGGCAAUUAACGUGGGUGGUGUCGGCAACCCGACAGCGAAUAUCAUACCCCAUGCGCAGUUUCCCAAUGCUCCCACUAAACGCAAAGUGAGCCGUAAGGGACUAUCGUCCGAGCAGCAGAUUAACAGUGGCCAUCACCGCGCCGCGUGGCAGUGAUUAGAUCAUUUGUUUAAAUUCGUGUUCAGCACCGCUUUAGUUGCCAUAACAAGCGAGAGGUAAUGAGACCAAAUCCUAAGUAGAAUGCCUUUCCCACAAACAAAAAGUUACACACAUGGGACAUAUAGUAUAGAGAAUUAUGUUCUAUUAGUGUUUGCAGUACUUAAAAGCCACAAGUAUGUGAUCGCCGCCAAAAGUUUUUUCUAUAAUUCUCGUAUGAAAAGACGUGAGAAGAGAACAGCGCUAGAGUAAGAGACUAUUUAUUAGUGCGACGCUGUGUACAGUGUGCAAAAGGGUGCUCUUAUCCACUGCCGAUCAUUUUUUUGCACUCGGAUCGCGUCUCUUUUUCCCAAGUGUAGCUUUCAUUGCAUCUUUUAAGUUCCACCUUAAGAAUUCACAAAAAUACUAGCUCUUUAUAAAGGCAAAGGUGGUAGCAGCAGGUGGUAAUCAAGCAAAGGUGUAGUAUCUGAAGGUAAAGUGUAGUAAGGGAGGGAUACAUUAUUUCGAACAGAUAGCAAAUGCCGCUUUUCAAGAAGAAGCAAUGGCGGGACAUGUUACACCGAAUGAUUAGAAACUGCUGUGCCUUUUUUGAAUUCCAUUGCAACGUUGAAUUCGUUUGGAUUUUUCUUUUUAUUGUAUUUUUGGUUUACGUAUCAACACUUCACUUAGAAAAGGAAGUGAAUUGAAACAAAGUAAUGAAUUGCUAUUAAUGGAUACUUACUUUGAAACUUAAAGUAUUAACAAUUAUUUUUCCCUAGAAUGUUUAAAAAAAAGGAAGGAAAAAAUAAGAAGAGAAGGAGAACAGGUGUGUUUGUGUGAAGGUGAGGCUCACACAAAACACAUUCAUAGUAGCACAAAUCAUUGUGUGUCAUUGUGUAAACUGUUUUACUUUCUCUAGCUAAAGCUAAGAAGCCUAAAGCCUUUGCUAAAGCAAAAAGUGCCAAAAGACAUUUAAUUAAAAUCCAUCCGCCUAAACGUAUCGGUUUGAGAAAAAUGACACCACCGAAAAACUGAGUAAAAAAUCGUGGUGUGUCGAUUCCCUGUAGAAGAAACCGUUAACACUGCACACUAGCUACCUACGUACCCCUCUUUAAGUUUUUAUUUGGAGUCAUCUAACGAACAGAUAAAAUUAAAUGGUUCAGUUGGAUAAUAUAUAACAGCGUAAGAGCCAAAAUUAGUAAACGAAUGCGAAGAAGAAUUGUGCUUGUUCAUAACUGAUAUCAAUAACUCAUAUUCGACACACAAUGAUUUGUGUGACUGACUAUGAAUGUGUUUUGUGCGAGUCUCACCUUCACACAAAAACACCUGUUCUCCUUCUCUUCUUUUUUUUCCUUCCUUUUAUUUUAAAAACAUUCUAGGGAAAAAAUAGUUGUUAAUACUUUAAGUUGCAAAGUAAAUAUCCAUUAAUAGCAAUUCAUUUCUUUGUUUCCAUUCACUUCCUUUUCUAAGUGAAGUGUUUAUACGUAAACCAAAAAUACAAUAAAAAGAAAAAACCAAACGAAUUCUACGUUGCAAUGGAAUUCGAAGGGGCACAGCAGUUUCUAAUCAUUCGGUGUCACGUGUCCCGACAUUGCUUCUUUUUGAAAAGCGGCAUUUGCUACCUGCUCGAUAUAAUGUACCCCAUACUACACUACACUUUACCUUCAAAUACUACACCUUUGCUUGAUUACCACCUGCCUUUAUAAAGAGCUAGUAUUUUACAAUUUUUGUUGACCUUUUUGUUUUACUUUCUCCAGCUUUUAUCUAGAGAAAGUAAAACAAAAAAUGCCAAAAGACAUUGAAAGAGCGAAAGGAAGACGAAGGGCGGAUCAAACGGAAAGUGCCUGCGUUGGAUGUUGCUGAAAGAAGAACAUUGACGUUUGUCUAGAAAUAGUGGCUUAAUGUAUGAAACAGUUUGCUGAAAAAUCGGCAUGCUAAGGUAGAGCAGCCAGCCAGGUGUUUCUAUUUCACCUAUUUAGUCUAUUUAAUACUGUUAUGAAUUUGAAAUGAAAUCGGAAAA